GUUGCCGCAGAGCGCGCUCCUGGCUGGUUGUUCUCAGCUUGGGCUCGUGUAGGCGGCUACACUCGGCGAUUCGCCAAGUGAAUUGUUCGCAGAGAUUGGUUCUCCGCGAGCGAGUCCUGACCUCGUAGACCAUUGGUGUCUGCGGGGGUGUCCUGAAUUUCGUUUGAAGUUUUGUUGAGUCAUUGUCGCUCACCUGUAACAUCCUCCCUUGAAAAUGGCAUCUGGAUUGCCAAGAAAGACACCGACAUCUCGUCUUUUGUCCAGGGAGAAGCUGAAAUCUAUUACUCUGCUUCCCUCGAAGUUCUUGAUGGAGAAGUUUGUCAGCAGGAAGGCCAGCACUGGGGGGAGUAUUCUGCCCAGAACUGGCCCACCUCCAGACAUGAGAGAGCCUCAUCAAAAGCUGCCAUCAACUCCCCUGAAACAGAACUUGUUUCAGAUUUCCCCACCAGAGGUGGUAUUUCAGAACUUCGUCGCCCAUGAGGUCUCUGAAAUGGUGCUGUCUAUCAUGAAUAAGGACAAGUUUCCUCAGGUGGUGAAGGUCUCCAUGGAGAGGUCACCUUAUUUCCAGCUCGUGUGCCCCAACAAUGCGUACCGUGUCACGACGCCGCGUGUGCCUGUCCACGUGCGCAUCCGCUUCACCCCUGACGAGAACACGGAUUAUGUCCAUGAGCUCAUCUGCAUCACUGCAAGGGAAAGGAUAGUUGUGCCAAUUCGGGCUAUUGGUGCCAAAGCUAUCCUGGACUUCCCUGACCAGCUGGACUUCUCCAAGUGUCCCGUCAAGUACAGCAGCCAGCAGACUCUGGUGGUUCGCAAUGUCAGUCACCGGGCAGCUCGUUACCAGCUGAGCACCCAGAGUCCUUUCUUCGUGGCUCCGGCCAAGGGAACUCUGGGCGCUGGUGACAGCAUGCGGGUGACAGUGGGAUUUCACCCGCUGACGAAUGGUGAUCAUUCCGGGUCCCUGUGCUGCAACAUCGGUGAAGAAAGUAUCCACACAAACCUCCAUGGAGAAGCUGUAGAUCUCAACAUUGGGUUGAGCACAAAUUCCGUGGAGGUGGAGAAGACUUUCAUCACCAUGUCAAACCACACAACCAUGUUCAUCAAAAACAGGAGUAACAUCACAGCCCACUUCCAGUGGAAGACUUUUCCUACUGAGGAAGACGAGAAUGAAGUGAAGAGGAGGCAGUGUCAUUUGCUGCACCUGCCAAGUGAGGUGUGGCUGGAAACCUUAAUGGAGGAGAAAGAAAUACGGAAGGUGAAGGGCUUUUGUGAAGAUCGCAUUGCUCUCCUAAGGAACAUGGUCCAAGAGGAGGUGGCAAAGGUGCAAGAAGACCCUAUGCUGUUCUCCAAUGACAUUUUUUUCAUUGAGCCAGUGGAGGGAGAAAUUGAGCCAAAUGGUUGGGCUGAAAUCAAGGUGACCUUCAAGCCCCUAGAGGCACUGAAGUACCAAAGUAUGGCUUACUGCAGCAUCUCAGGCCUUGAGAGCAGGCUGCCCCUGUGCCUCAGAGGAGAAGGCCAAGGACCCUUGGUUAAACUCAGCUGUCAUACACUGAACCUUGGGAACAUUUUUGUCAACACCCGCCAUGUAUCUGAGGUGAAGCUGAUUAACCAAGGAGCUAUUGAUGCUCCCUUCACCUGUAUCCCAUCAACUGCAAACACGGGCUUCUGCUUCAAGUUUGCACCUGAGAAGGGCAUCAUUGCACCAGGUGGGAUCCAGACUAUUCGGAUCUCUUUCAAUGCCACCGUGCUGGGGACGUUUGAGGAAGAAUUCCAGUUCAGUGUGGCUGGAUCUCCUACGCCUGCGGUCCUGACCAUCAAGGGGUGUGUCGCUGGACCGACUUUACACUUCAAUGUCGAUGAGCUCAGCUUCGGGGACAUCUCCUUUGGCUUUCCCUACACCAAGAGCUGUCGCCUGACUAACACCUGCCCGGUGCCCGUGACGUUCAAGCUGCGCAUGUCAGACGAUGGCACGCAGCCUGCUGUGAAUAGCUGUGAUCAAAUACACAGCGACAGUGACCCAUCCUGGACGGAGGGAAUUAAUUUUUAUGUGGAGCCAAGGGAGUUUACAAUGAAUCCCAGCCAAGGGAUCAUCCUCCCCCAGGGACACCAGGAUAUCGAGGUGACCCUGUGUUCCAACACCGUGAUGGAUUUCUACCGGAAAAUGCUGGUGGACCUGGAGGGUAUUGGCGAGGGAGUGGUAUCACUGACCAUCACAGCCAGGUGUCUUGUUCCUGAGCUGCAAGUGUACCCCCAAAUCCUGCUGUACGAUGAGUGCCAGCUGAAGGUGCCAUACCAGAGGAAGUUCCUCGUUGCAAAUAACACCGCCCUUCCCGGCUGCUAUGGGCUUAUUCCCCAGCAACGCGAGGAGGACUCUCCUGUGUUCUACUCCAGCCCCAAACCCUGUGGGAUUGUCCAGCCUCACAGCAUUGCAGAGAUUCCGGUUAUAAUCGAAGUCCAAACACUGGGCGAGCAUCGCACCAACAUUCUUAUUGGCGUGUUUGGGGAUGAGAGAAACCCACUGAGACCAGAUUUACGGAGCUCUGGACAGCUGGCAGAAAUCUACCCAAGUCCAAGGCUGAUAGAGUUUGGCAGGAUCCCAGCGCUACAGCCUACUUCACGAAGCUUUACCCUCUUCAACGAAGGUCUCGUCCCUACAGACUUCAGGCUAGAGAUUGCUUGCAAACCUCACUGCUAUGCCAUUGAACCCAGAGAAGGAGUGAUCCCUGCUAGGGGUGAGGUGCCUGUGACUGUCACAGCAACCCUGGAUGACACUGGGCUUUUUGCUGACAAUAUCCAGCUGUUCCUUGGGAACAGCCUUUGGACCUCCUGUGGGCUGGUGGCUUUGGGCACUGGCACCACAAUUGUCAUAGACAAGCCAUUUGCGCCAGAUCUCGACCUAGGAUACCAAUUCAGCCUCCUUCCCUGUAUUCAUCGGUUCAAAGUAACAAAUGGGGGCCACCAUUUCCAUCGGCUCUUCUGGAGCGUGGGAUGCUGCAGCCCACCUGAGGAGGAGGGCCAGGGCAUCUCAGCCCUCCAUAGCCCUAAAGAUGAUUACCAGAGCCCCAAAAGUGCUACCCCCGUGUUUGGGCUGGAGCCACUGUUGAAGGACCUGCAGCCAGGCGAGUCUGUGGACAUGGUGCUGCGAGGCUUCUCCCGCAUCCCGCAGGAGGUGCAGGAUUAUGUGUUGUGUGAAGCUGUCAUUGGGACAACCAGCAAGAAAGAGAAGAUAAUAGAAACUGUAAUUACCUGCGAGUUUAUUCACCCCUCUAUAGAAGCAUCAGCCAGAGAAUUCUCUUUCUGGGUGGAGAAGAAACCCAGUGAUGUCCUGACGCUGCAGUACCAGCCUUUGGCUUUAAAAAACACCUGCCUGCUGCCACUGGACCUUAUGCUGGACUUGGAGCAGCCAUUCCUGGUCUGUGAUGAGGACCAGCAGCCCCUCCCAGACGGCCAGCCUGUGACAGUGGAUGUAGGGGAGACCUGUCAUCUCUACAUUGCGUUUGAUCCAGCCUAUGAGCUGGAUUUUAAGAGCUGGAAAAAGAGAGGGUUCUGA
Molecule: messenger RNA, 3547 nt
Organism: Vidua chalybeata
Lineage: Eukaryota; Metazoa; Chordata; Aves; Passeriformes; Viduidae
Product: hydrocephalus-inducing protein-like
Exons: 23
Coding region: 215-3547 (1110 amino acids)
Biological process (GO): cilium movement; axonemal central apparatus assembly
Cellular component (GO): axoneme
Source: RefSeq, a predicted model, not a curated record